CUCGCUCCCGCUCCCGCCAUCAAAUCCUCUCGCGUCUCCCCAUAUCUUUCUCGACUGAUCGCUGCGCCCCCGCAACCUCGCAUCGGCCCACUCGCCCGCCAACGCACCACCGCCUGUCAAUGUUAUCAUGACCCUUCCGUCCGGCCCUGAGACUCGGUUUCACGCUUGUUACUCGUAGUCUCUCUCUCUCUCUCUCUGCCCGCCAUGGGCGCUCCUCUCAACGCCGAGUCUUGGAUCUGGUUCGCCGUUGUCAUCUCCAUCGCCUCUGCGCGUUUCGCCUCGCGUAUCCUGCUCUUCCGCGGCGAUGCAAAAAAGCUCCAGAUCGACGACCUGCUCAUGUUCGGAGCUCUCUGUACCUACACCACCUUCCUCGUCUGCAUCAACAUCAUCAGCCACAAUGAGAGCAAUCUCUUGCCCCCGGGCUUCGACAUGGACUUGCUCACCCCCGCCGAGAUCAGGCACCGCCAGUAUGGCAGCAAACUCGUCCUCGUCGUCGAGCAAUGCCAGUGUGUCACCGUGUGGGCGGUCAAGGCUUGUCUGUCAAUCAUGUACUAUCGCUUGACCAUUGCCUUGAAGGAAAACAUUGUCGUCAAGGUCCUUUCCGUCUACGUCGCCUUCGGCUUCAUUUUCAUGGAACUCUUUUAUUUCGGCGUCUGGUGUCGACCGUUCAGGAAUUACUGGGCUGUACCGACACCCAACGUGCAAUGCAACGCCGCAACCAACCACCUGAUCACUAACGCCGUCUUCAACAUCUCCUCCGACCUCUUUCUCCUCAUCCUCGCCCUGCAGAUGAUUGUGCGUAGCAGUCUGCCAAUCAUGCGCAAACUCAUCCUGUGCUUCAUUUUCGGCCUGGGCAUUUUCGUCAUUCUCGCGGCUAUUCUGAACAAGUAUUACAGCUUCACCAAUCCCUUCGGCCGUGCUUGGACUUUCUGGUACGUUCGUGAGAGCAGCACAUCUCUCCUCGUCGCCAACCUUCCCUACACUUGGAACCUGCUCCGCCGCAUCUUCCAUCUCCGCGCCUUUAACGGCCGGUCCUCGUCUGGUACUGGCACUCGCACCAACCGUGCGCGCCACGCGCCAAGCAUCGGCACUGCAACCACACUCGUUGCCCCGUCGCGGUGCGGCACGACCUCGAACGGCAAGGGCAGUUUUCUCCGCUCGGAUAUAGGUUCCUUCGGAACGGAAAGCCCCAGGAACAGCAGUCUUCAAGGGAACAAGGAGCUUGGCUAUGCCGACGGCACUCUAGACAGCAGCCGUAGCAGCACGACGCGCAGCGACAAGUCGCCAUUUAAGAGCUGGCGGGAUCAAGAGGUCUAUGGACGACAGGACCAGGAAGCCCUAGCCAUGGGCGUCGAGCCCUACGACUUUGGCGCGAGUGCCGAUGACGGCACUUUGAACGAAGGCCAGAGAAGGAGUACGGACGCAGAAGCGGCCCUGUAG
Aplosporella prunicola CBS 121167 is the source of this 1440-nucleotide messenger RNA. RefSeq lists its product as uncharacterized. The record is from RefSeq and is a predicted model, not a curated record. The transcript is spliced from 4 exons. NCBI's taxonomy places the organism in Eukaryota, Fungi, Ascomycota, Dothideomycetes, Botryosphaeriales, Aplosporellaceae. The coding region runs from base 205 to 1440 and encodes 411 amino acids.